AUGAUUGGCGAAAGCGCUUUAAAAGUAUAUGAUACAUUCGUUUUCAGAAUCGAAGAAAACGAUAAAUUAACACCUUUAUUUCAAAAGUUUGAAUGUUAUUUCAGUCCGAAAAAAAACAUAACUUAUGAACGUUAUUUAUUCAAUACAUGUAUGCAAGACAGCAGAAUAUUUACUGACUUCUUGAUUGAUUUACGAAACAAAGCUAAAAAUUUCAAGUUUGGAACCCUCGAAGAAAGCCUAAUACGUAACAGAGUAGCCUGUGGAAUCAAUUCUAAAGCUUCCAGAGAACAACUACUUAGAGACACUGAGCUUACUCUAGAAAAAACAAUGAAUUUUAUGAGAGCAUAUGAAACAUCAAAAACACAAUUAAAAGGCCUGAAAAAUACAAUCCAGGCUGAUUCUAUAAACAAACACGGAAACAGAGCUAAUUUCAACUCCCUAAAGAUUGAUAGACCUUCAAAAAAAUCUUGUUAUUACUGUGGAUCACAACAUACAACCUCGUUUUGCCCAGUAUAUGGCCUAAAGUGCACAGCAUGUGGAAAACUAAACCAUUUUGCUAAAGUAUGCCGAUCCAAAACUAAUCGCUUUAAUACUAAUCGUGUAGAACAAGUUGAUCAAAAGAAAGUUAACCUCAACGUUGCAGAGUUAUAUAUUCAGCAUUUUGCAGCAUCAAUGGAAUGUACUGACGAUUUAACAACAAGUAUUACAGUCAACAACAAAAAUAUAACAUUUAAAUUAGAUACUGGAGCUCAAAGUAACGUCAUUUCAUACAACGUCUACAACUCUAUUCCUGGAAGACCUCUCAAAAAAAAAAAACAGUAA
Hydra vulgaris (swiftwater hydra) is the source of this 822-nucleotide messenger RNA. RefSeq lists its product as uncharacterized. NCBI's taxonomy places the organism in Eukaryota, Metazoa, Cnidaria, Hydrozoa, Anthoathecata, Hydridae. The record is from RefSeq and is a predicted model, not a curated record.